GAGGGGACUACAGUCAUCAUUUAGUAUCACCAAUAACCCAAGCAACAUGGUCAGUUUUGAGGAAGCCGCCGAAUUAGCCAAGAACUUCUCCAAGAAGCCUAGCGACUCUGAAUUCCUGGAGUUCUACGGUCUCUUCAAGCAGGCCACCGUUGGCGAUGUGAACAUUGAGAAGCCCGGCCUUCUGGAUCUCAAGAAGAAGGCCAUGUACGAGUCCUGGAACUCGCAGAAGGGUCUGUCCAAGGAGGCUGCCAAGGAGGCUUACAUCAAGGUCUACCAAAAGUACGCUCCCAAGUACGCCUAAACGCCACGUUUUGGGAUUAAUCUGACAGGAUAAAAUAAACUCGAAAUCUUACCACAAAAA
Messenger RNA from Drosophila miranda, 361 nucleotides. RefSeq names its product acyl-CoA-binding protein homolog (gene Acbp4). The record is from RefSeq and is a predicted model, not a curated record. Gene Ontology annotation, biological process: fatty acid metabolic process. The transcript has a single exon. Gene Ontology annotation, molecular function: long-chain fatty acyl-CoA binding. The coding region runs from base 47 to 301 and encodes 84 amino acids. Lineage: Eukaryota; Metazoa; Arthropoda; Insecta; Diptera; Drosophilidae.